Colletotrichum chrysophilum is the source of this 531-nucleotide messenger RNA. RefSeq lists its product as uncharacterized. The coding region runs from base 1 to 531 and encodes 176 amino acids. NCBI's taxonomy places the organism in Eukaryota, Fungi, Ascomycota, Sordariomycetes, Glomerellales, Glomerellaceae. The transcript has a single exon. The record is from RefSeq and is a predicted model, not a curated record.
AUGAGCAGGGUUCCCACAAUAGCAACCGUCGUCCGCGGCGCCAGCGUCAACAUCGUCCUCAAAGCCGACCAGCCCACGGGCCGCACCGUCUCGGGAACCGUCCAGGAUGUCCUGACCCGCGGCAACCACCCGCGCGGCAUCAAGGUGCGCCUCUCCGACGGUCGCGUGGGACGCGUACAGUCGCAUGCAGGAGCCCAGCAGGCCGGGACAUCAUCUGCGGAGCAGCCGCAGGAGUUCUCGGGUGAAGCACCGCCCGCCUUCGGGGACAGGCGAGGACCGCGGGGCCGGCAUGGCAGGCGGCAGGAGCAGGAAGCCGAGCUGCCCUCUGCGCAGGUUGGACUUGAUGCGUAUAUUCGGCCCGCGAAGCAAAAGAGAGGUGGCCGUGGAGGGGCUGCGCAAGCUGCUGCUGCUCCGGAGAACGAGGAUACGGUUCCGGCUGUGCCCUCUGAGGUCGUCACCUGUCCUGUGUGCGGCACGUUUGAAGGGGAUGCGGCCGCGGUUGAGCAUCACGUCGCCAGCCAUUUCGACUGA